AGUUCCAGACUUCCCCCGUAAACUGACCGAUUUCCAUGGUAAUGAGAUGGACAGUGAAACUGUUGUCAACGAUGAAAUAGAAAUCCAGACGGGGCUAAAGCCUGUUACCAUACGCCCUUCGCAACGCAUCUCAGACAGCCCAUUAACCAAGACCUUGCUUGUAUGCUUCCUGAAGCCGACCAAGAACUAUUGGUCCCUUUUCGGCAGCCGCACGGCCAAACUCGUCAACAAAACCGACCGCCCCAGGCAGGGCGAAACAUGCUAGGACUACCACUCUUUCCGCGUCUGUAACAGACAACCUCCCUGCCAACGCUGCGGCAAAACUGUCCACGAUUGUGCCGAGCAAUGCGACAUUAUCCUUCUACAGGAACCUUGGACAACUCUCACAAACUCCCGG
This is a messenger RNA of Ilyonectria robusta, 397 nucleotides long. RefSeq lists its product as uncharacterized. The transcript has a single exon. NCBI's taxonomy places the organism in Eukaryota, Fungi, Ascomycota, Sordariomycetes, Hypocreales, Nectriaceae. The record is from RefSeq and is a predicted model, not a curated record. Bases 47 to 265 code for a protein of 72 amino acids.